GCGUCAAAGUAUCUUUAAAGCAGAGUCGUCAAACCCGGUGCAGAUGGAGGCUGAGUCCACCUGAAACCAGGACUAAACCCGGAUAAAAGAUCGUGAAAUCAACACGAACAUUUCCGGCACGAAACGUGGAUUAAAGGCCGAUUGUGGGAGCGUUUCCAGCGGCUGAGGCCGCGGCAGCUCCUUGUUCAGCUCUUCAAAAUGGCCGACAUCGAGGUCUCCCUGUCCCCGACUCUGUUACCGUUUCAUCUUAGCCCCUCCCACUCUGCCCAGCCCCCUCCCACUGCCUCCUCCCCCACCACCUUCUCAUGUCCCUCCUCCCCCUCUAGUGCCUCCUCCUCCUCCUGCUCUGAAAACUCGUCUGAGUGCCCCGCCCACCACCACCAUCACCACUGUCACCUCUGUCGUCAGCCCCGCCUCCACCUGCAGUUGCCUCCGCCCUCUCAGGACGAGCAGCCGUCCUCGCCUAGUGCCAGCCCACGCAGCUCCAGCCUGAGUGGCAGGAGCAGCAGCAGCAGCAGCAGCAGCAGCAGCAGGAGCAGCAGCAGCAGUAGUGAUGCUGAUGCUGCUUCUGAUGAUGAUAAUGAUGAUGAUGAUGAUGUUGCGAGCAGCGCUGACCCACGAACCCAGAGUCCAGUGGCCCACGUCCUCACAAAGGACGUCAUGCAGACGAACCUGGGUGGAAACCAAGUCAUUGAUGCUGAAGUUGCUCUGAAGGCUUGUCAGGAAGUUCUGCUCCAAGUCCAGCUAUACAGCGACAACGAGCCCCAACAUCACCAACGACAAAACGUUCAAUUGAGCGAGUGCUGCGAUGCUCCUUGGUCCCUCGGUUCAGGCUCCAGCUCCAUCAAAGAGCAGGACAAGGAAGAAGACAAACAAAAACAAGGAGGGGCUUCCCAGCAAGUCCUGCCUCCCUCAGCACAAACACCACCUUCCUCACUGCCACCAGCGAUCGCGUCAUCAUCAAAACAGUCAUGGCUGCUCCGCCUCUUUGAGUCCAAGUUGUUUGACGUUUCCAUGGCAAUCUCCUACCUGUACAAGUCGAAGGAGCCGGGCGUGCAGGCGUACAUCGGAAACAGACUUUUCAGUUUUCCUGACAACGACGUGGACUUUUACCUGCCGCAGCUGCUCAGCAUGUACGUGCACAUGGACUCGGAGGUGGGCGACGCCAUCAGACCCUACCUGCUCUACCGCUGUGGGCGGAGCAUCACCUUCUCACUGCUGUCGGCAUGGUUGUUGGGCGCUUACUCGUCCGACAUGAACAUCUCGACGCAGCGUCACUCCAGAGGCACCAAACUACGAAAACUCAUCCUGUCCGAUGAACUCAAACUGUCCGCCGCGGCAUCUGACAGCCCGCCGCCAUCGCCGGCCCACUGCCGCCGUCACCGCAGACACAACAGCAGCCACAAAGAUGCCUCCAGCUCCGCCUCCAACUCCGUCUCCACGGGUGUCCCUGCGAUGGCGGACACGGACGUCUUUGUCUCCUCAUCCAGACAAACUCAUCAGAGAUCCAAGUCGGAGGCCACCGCGGUAGGCGGUGGGAGUGGCGGCGUCCUCCAGAGAACAGGGAGUAACCCGAAGGUGGAGGCGGGUCACGACAAGCCCGAGCGUCUCCGCCCUCAGCGUGAGUUUGUGAAGUCUCUUUUGUGCAUCGGGAAGCGUUUGGCGACGUUAGCGACCAAAGAGCAGAAGACGCAGCGACUCAUCUCUGAACUCUCUCUGCUCAACCACAAACUGCCGGCUCGAGUGUGGCUGCCCACGGCCCAGAACCAGCACCACGUGUGCCGCAUCCCUCACACACAGGCCGUGGUUCUCAACUCCAAAGACAAGGCACCGUACAUCAUCUAUGUGGAGGUUCUGGAGUGUGACAGCUUUGAGACGUCACGCGUCCCAAACCGGAUCCCGGAGACCAGGAUCCGCUCUGAGUGCGCCGCAGAAAACCUGAACUGUGGCGCCGCAAACGGCGCUAAUGUCCUGUUCUCUGACGGGCUGACGUCAGAGAACAGGACAGGAAGUUUGUCCACCGUCCACAACUACGACAACGACGACGACGCAUGGGCGACCGACGACAUCGGAGAGCUGCAGGUGGAGGUUGAAGCUCACAGCAGCAGUGACAACAUCAGUCAGUUUUCAGUCGACAGCAUCACGAGUUUGGAGAGUAAAGAGACAAUGUUUGUUGCUGCAGGAGACAUCAGACGGCGUCUGUCAGAAAAUCUCGCUCAAACUUCGACUGCGUUCAGAAAAGAUCCUGAAGAUCCAUCUGCUGUCGCCCUCAAAGAACCAUGGGAGGAGAAAGUCAGAAGAAUCAGAGAAGCUUCUCCGUACGGUCACAUGAUCAACUGGAAGUUACUGUCAGUCAUCGUUAAGUGUGGAGAUGACCUGAGGCAGGAGCUGCUGGCCUAUCAGGUGCUGAGACAGCUGCAGUGGAUCUGGCAGCAGGAGAGACUUCCUCUGUGGAUCAAACCAUAUAAGAUUCUGGUGAUGUCAUCAGACAGUGGAAUGAUCGAACCUGUGCUCAACGCUGUGUCCCUGCACCAGGUGCGUAAACAGAGUCAGCUGUCUCUGCUGGACUUCUUCCUGCAGGAGUUCGGCAGCGUCACCACUGAAGCAUUCCUCAGCGCUCAGAAGAACUUCGUGCAGAGCUGUGCUGGCUACAGUCUCAUCUGUUACCUGCUGCAGGUGAAGGACAGACACAACGGGAACAUUCUUCUGGACUCUGAAGGUCACAUCAUCCACAUCGACUUUGGAUUCAUCCUCUCAAGUUCUCCACGAAACCUCGGCUUUGAAACGUCAGCGUUUAAACUCACGCCAGAGUUUGUGCACGUGAUGGGAGGUCUGGAUGGAGACAUGUUCCUCUACUAUAAGAUGCUGAUGCUUCAGGGUUUAAUCGCCGCCAGGAAACACAUGGAGAAGGUUCUACAGAUCGUGGAGAUCAUGCAGCAAGGGUCACACCUGCCGUGUUUCCAUGGCAGCAGUACCAUCCGUGGCCUGAAGGAGCGUUUCCACAUGAGUCUGACGGAGGAGCAGCUGCAGUUGCUGGUGGAGCAGCUAGUGGACGGAUCCAUGCGCUCCAUCACCACCAAACUGUACGACUCCUUCCAGUACGUCACCAACGGCAUCAUGUGACCACACACGUUCACCCUGUCACAGUGACCACAGGGAAACACACAUUUGACCUGAAGAAGCACAAAGAGUUCAUCUGAGCAACAGACAGUGAUCUUCAUCAUCAUCAGUGAAGAUAAACUGAUCAGCUGAUAAAAGCAAAGUUUGGUCAAAUUAUUUUUUUCAAUCAUUUGUUUUAAACCUUUACAAACAUUUCUUUUUUUCUUUAACGCGUUAGAUUCUGGUUUAUUUUCAUUUUUAUCAGAAAGUUUCACUUUUUUUAACAGACAAACUAAAGCUUAGAUUGUUGUUAGAUUAGAUUUGUUAGCAUUAACUGACAAAACUCAUGCUAACUAGCUUGUCAGUUAGCAUUAACAGGUUCUGUUUUAAUCAGAUUUUUAGUUUUAACGACAGAAAAAUUAUAUUUUUGACUUUUUUUCGGAAUUCGUCUUUAACGAGUCACACGUUAGCUAUAUUUGUUGUUAGCGUGUUGACUGUUAUAAUUAAUUAAACCUUAUGCUAAAUGUAAGCAUAUUGCUACGUAACUAAAAUGGCCUCUUUCUUGUUUUGACUGAAUGUAAACGACAUGUUUCAAAAUUUGACAUAAAAGUGCUUUUAUUUUGACACUAAAUACUUUGAUUUCACUGAAGCGUUUCAAGGUUUUUUAUUGAUAACAAAGCCACAUCUUUAUUCUGUGUCAAACUCAACUUUUCAUCAUGAAUAAAAACUGAAAACUACACUUUGUA
This is a messenger RNA of Solea solea (common sole), 3845 nucleotides long. Its product is annotated as phosphatidylinositol 4-kinase beta-like. The transcript is spliced from 14 exons. Gene Ontology annotation, molecular function: 1-phosphatidylinositol 4-kinase activity. Gene Ontology annotation, cellular component: membrane; cytoplasm. NCBI's taxonomy places the organism in Eukaryota, Metazoa, Chordata, Actinopteri, Pleuronectiformes, Soleidae. The record is from RefSeq and is a predicted model, not a curated record. Gene Ontology annotation, biological process: phosphatidylinositol-mediated signaling; phosphatidylinositol phosphate biosynthetic process. Bases 199 to 3123 code for a protein of 974 amino acids.